AUGGGUGGCAAAGGUGGCGGAGGAGGUGGAAAGGGAGGCGGUGGUGGCAAGGGAGGCGGUGGUGGCAAGGGAGGCGGCGGUGGAAAAGGUAGUGGUGGUGGAAAUUCAAGCGGCGGCGGUGGCGGUGGUUCAGGAGGAUAUAUGAAGGCCCCUGGUGGGGAUGGAAGUUACAUAUCAAGAGGAGUAUUUGAGAGCAAUCCUCAGGCAUACUUCAGUGGUCUGCAUGGUGCAUCACAGCCAAACAAGUAG
Messenger RNA from Vigna umbellata (rice bean), 249 nucleotides. Lineage: Eukaryota; Viridiplantae; Streptophyta; Magnoliopsida; Fabales; Fabaceae. The record is from RefSeq and is a predicted model, not a curated record.